AAAGCAAGGAUUUGCCGAGAGACCAGAGAAUGCAAUAUAUACCUACUUAACACGUCUGUCUUCAGCAGACAGCCUGGAAGAGGUUCAUCUUUUCUUCUGAAAGCAGGUGUCAAGAGAACUUUCCAUCAUGACUGAGAAACGAUUGUCUAGCAGUAAAAAACACAGCCUGAAGAGCCUGAUGCUCGUGGUUGCAAAAGACUUGUUGGAAGCGGAGGAGAAAGAGAAGCAGAUUGAGAGGCAGAGAUAUAUGGAAGAACAUUGUCCACCACUUUCUUAUCCAAGCUCCAAAGCAGAACUCGAGGCGCUUUGCAGAGAGAUACAUCAAAAAAUCGAAGUUAUUGACGAAGAGAGAUAUGUCCUGGAGCAAAAAGCCAUUAUGGUUGUCAAUGAGGUCAAAGACUUAAACAUCAAAAUUGUCGACCUUAAAGGCAAGUUUAAGAAACCUCCUUUGAAGAAAGUGCGCAUGUCUGCCGAUGCUAUGCUUCAGGCUCUGCUCGGCUCCAAACACAAGGUGUCCAUGGACUUGAGAGCCAAUCUGAAACAAGUUAAGAAGGAGGUGAAAGAAGAGGAUAAGGAACUGCGUGAUGUUGGUGACUGGCGUAAGAACAUUGAGGACAAGGCUGGCAUGGGUGGCAGGAAGAAGAUGUUUGAAACUGAAUCUUAAAAACAGAUUGUAGGAUUGGCAGCCGAUGAUGAGUCUUCUGUUACUCACAGGCUUUGCUGGAACUGAUCUAUGGACAGUUUUACUUCUAGUCCAUAGAGAUUGCAACUCAUCAGUUGUCAAAAGAAACCAAACCAAACAUUGUUUUCCAAGCUUCUUUAAGUAAUAAACUAUGCUUUUUCUAAAUAAAUACCUCAACACAGA
This is a messenger RNA of Misgurnus anguillicaudatus (oriental weatherfish), 865 nucleotides long. It is a transcript of the gene tnni2a.2, whose product is annotated as troponin I type 2a (skeletal, fast), tandem duplicate 2. The record is from RefSeq and is a predicted model, not a curated record. Gene Ontology annotation, biological process: cardiac muscle contraction; skeletal muscle contraction. Lineage: Eukaryota; Metazoa; Chordata; Actinopteri; Cypriniformes; Cobitidae. Gene Ontology annotation, cellular component: troponin complex.